AUGGCAGCUCUGGCUGACAAGCAGAUCUUGGACGAGCUGCUAGCAGAGGAGGAAAUGCUGGUACAGUUGCAGAUCAUGCAAGAGCUGGAGCUAGAGGAGGCUAAGUUGGCUGAACUUGUUUCUGCCCUCAAGCUAGACACGAAAACGACCCAGCUUUCCUCCCCAACCUAUGCCACCUCCUGUGUCCUGGUUGCAUGUCCUGAUGUUUUCGACACGGUGCCCUUUGAGUUUCCGGAGGUUGUCCCCGAAACGGCUCUGACAGCGAAGCUGCUCGGAAGAAAGGACUCAAGCUGGCUGCAGUCUGAAGCUUCUGAGAUCGAGAGCCCCAUCACUGGGCCGAGUCAGGGGCCAGUCCUUGAGAAUAUCCCAGCUGCAGCCCACGCAACCGAGCAGCCUAAGAGGCCUGCACUUUGGGUGUUUCCGGUGCAUGACGAUGAGGCUGGGAAGGUUGGCUACAAUGGAUUGUCAAGGGAGGAUCCAGAAACGGGUCUGUUGGAGCCGGUACGGGGAGCAAUGCCUGCACGGGCACCGGAGUUGCCAGAGGCCUUGAACACGGGGGCUGAUAGCGCAGAGGAUUGCCAGACAGAGCAGGCAGAGCUGGGGGUUCACAACCCAGAGGAUUCCGAGACAAAGCACGCAGAGCUGGCGGUUGACGACCCAAAGGAUUCCGACACAACGCAGGCAGAGCUGGCGGUUCACGACCCAGAGGAUUCCGAGACAAAGCAGGCAGAGCUGGGGGUUCACGACCCAGAGGAUUCCGUUCACGACCCAGAGGAUUCCGAGACAAAGCAGGCACAGAUGGAGGUUGACAAGGAGCACGAGCAGAGCCACGCUUCGGGUGACGCCGCACCCAUCCCUGCUCCAGCCAUCCUGAGGAGAUUGCCGCCCAUCUCGCCAGCAGAGCAGAGCGCCCUGGCUGCUGCUGGCAAGGGUGCAGCGGAUGAUGAAGCCGAUGACGAUGAAAAGCCCAAGCGGUCCAACCGGGGACGCGGUGGGCGCGGCCGUGGACGCGGCCGAAGUGCUACAGGACGUGGGCGCGGCCGUGCAUGCGGCCGUGGCCGCGGUCGCAGGGUGGAUGAGGAGGAGGAUGAGCAGUCUGAGGAUGUCUCAAUGGAGGAUGAGAUGGCGGCAGAGCCGCCAGCAAAGCGCCGCCGGGCUGUGGCAAAGUGCAGCCCAAAGACAAAGGCCAAGGCCAAGGGGAAGAGCAAGCCGGUGCCCAAGGCAACGUCCCGGCGAAAGGCAGCAGUGGAGGAGGAAAGUGAAGAUGCUGAGGAUGCCACGUGCUAUCACGGCUCCCCCUUGGCAGCGGCUCCCGGCACCCCAGAGUCCGUGCAGGAAGCCAAGUUGGCAACGGCCAAGGGUAAGGCAAAGGCCAAGGGUAAGGCAAAGGCAAAGGCGAAAGCAGCAGGGCUGCCAAAGGGAUCCAAGCCGUCUGCUGGUUGCAAGCGCAAGGCUGAGACCAUUGAUGGAUCGGCUACCAAGCGAGCGAAGGUUGGAACCGCAAAGGAUGCUGAGCCCGAUGAUGCUCUGGCUGCCGCCAAGCAAGCCAAGAGCCGCAAGAGUGUGGCCUAUCACGCAGCUCGGAAGGCUGCCAAGGAGCGCGGGCUUUCGGAUGAGGCCGCAAAGGAAGAGGCAAAGCUAAUCUUCAUUGGGAUCAUCCUGCUGGUGCUUUGGAGCACCAACCUACCGGAGGUCGAACCAAAGUACGAACUCUUUGACCUUUUUGCUGGUCGUGGGCAAGCAUCGAAGAUCUGGCGAAGUCGGGGCUACUCCGUGGCCAGCUUUGACAAAGACUUUGCUCCGAAGGCGCGCGCAAUGGACUUUUUGACUGUGCUGCACACAGUGCUGUGCAUGUGCCCAGAGGGCGUGGUCCUCAUGGGGCCAUGUCUGGGCUAUCCGCUUCUGGAUGAUGCACCAUGGUGCAGCCACCCCGAAGAGAACAAUCUGUGGACUGACCCUGAUGGUACCAAGAAGUUCUCUGGUAACAAGCGAAUGAAGGUGAACGUAGAGGCUGGACAUCGGGACCUGUACAACCAGCUCGUCCAUGAAGACGCCAGCCUGAGUGAGCGCCGGCCAUCGCCAGCCAAGGUGGUGCCUUUGCUGCUGGAAACAAUGUUGUUGCCCAUCAUGCCCAACCGGUUCGCACGGACUCCUUCCAUGUGCCUGCUCGCGGUGCUUCCUUCGACAGUGCCUGGAGGAACCUCCUCAAAAGGUUUCGUUAGCCUGAAGCCGCAGCCGAGUCCGAAGUUUGACAAGGUGUACCACCAGCUGCACCGAUACUUUCGGCCUAACAGCAAGGGGGUCAUGAAGUGCUCCGACCUUUCCAUGAAGAUGUACAAAACAAAAGAAGGUCAGCAACUGCGAGAGAUGCUGAUCAAGCACGGAGGCUUCAAGCAGUUGGAACUUCAGCUGUCUAAGUGGCACAAAAAUACCGAGAAGGAUGCCCGCCUUGGUAUGUGGGUCACAAGGCACUAUCUGAUCGAGGAGAGGAAGUACACCAAGCAAAUGGCGGACAACUCCUUCGCUUGGGCACGCCGGCAGGGCUUGCUCCGGACAAACGAGGUUCAUGGAGUGGAGGAGGCGCGGCUGGUUUUGGAAGAGCGGUUCGCCACCGAGAACGAAAGUGGUUCAAGGACCGACUUGACUGGUUCUGCCACGGUCGAGGAUGAGAAGAACACCUUCUUGGAUGAAGAGCCGGCCUCCGAUGCCCCGGCUCCCGCUGGGGAGUCAGCUCGCCUUGCUGAUGCUUUGGGUGGCAAGGGCAAGCAGACUGUCUUCCCGACGCUCCAGAAGAACGAGAGCCCAAUCAGCAUCCUGCCACAGUUCUUGCAGGUUCUCGGCAGGAUUGGGAAACAGAUCAACGAAUGCUUGAACCGGCUCAACGACAGCUUCACUCAGCUGACCGACAAGGAGGCCGAGGUGUUGGUGGAUACCGAAGGCAAGAACCUGGAAGCGCACAAAUCCGGCAUCAUGAACCUCUUUGUCAAGUGCACCAAGGAUGAUGUGACUCUGAACAACUACAUUACUCGCAGCAAGACCCUGAAGCUCGAUGAUGCCAAGAGCUCGCCCGGAUCGACCAAGCCCAAAUCUCACAAACCCAAGGCUGCAAAGAAGGAAAAGAAAUCCAAGAAGAGAGACAGCCCACCCAAAGGGAAGCCUGCCUCGCCAUCCAAGCCGAAGUCCGUGAUGGGCAAGAAGAAGCAGUCUCAGUUAAUUGGACGGGGAUCACUGCUGCAGAGCGCAAAUCGAAUCGGUAGCUCCGUUCGCGACGACCCACAACCAGAUCCCUUCGAUGUCUCAGGUGUGAUGGAUCCCGAGCUGGAUGAGAUAGCACGCCUGGGCACAGGAAAAGGCUACAGCAAUGCAGCCCGAAACCUGCAUAACUUCCUGCAUCGCAAAGGAAAAACACUUCCUGUGGAGAUAUCCUCUGUGAACCUGAAGAUCCGCCGCCCCAAGAAAGGGGGUGGUGAAUUUGUCACCGACUAUCCCUUGAUGUACCUCUCGAGUUGGAUGGAAUAUAUCUUGCAGAGUGGUGGUGAGUUCUUGCUGGGUGGCUGGACUACCGGCCAGCCAGAGUAUUACAAGCAGAUGUUUUCCAGAUUCUGGGACAGGUAUCAGGCUGUGAAUGCAGACCAUGCAGUAUAUUCCGAGAAGUCCUCCGGGCAGAGGGCAUUUACCAUACCAGUUGCAGUGCAUGGUGACGAAGGAAUGGUGGAAUGUCGGGUCAACCAGCCAGUUGCGAACAUGGAACAAUCCAAGCAGAAACGGUUCCCGACUGGUUGUGGCAAGGCCUAUGAUGUUGCCUUGGUGAGCAAAUGGAUUCAGGCGGAGUUGGAUGCGAUGAGAUCAGUCCCUCGCAACAUAUCUAUGUGUUGA
Molecule: messenger RNA, 3876 nt
Organism: Symbiodinium sp. CCMP2592
Lineage: Eukaryota; Dinophyceae; Suessiales; Symbiodiniaceae
Source: the annotation of a GenBank genome assembly